Molecule: messenger RNA, 1260 nt
Organism: Siniperca chuatsi (mandarin fish)
Lineage: Eukaryota; Metazoa; Chordata; Actinopteri; Centrarchiformes; Sinipercidae
Gene: ifnphi3
Product: interferon phi 3
Exons: 7
Coding region: 321-905 (194 amino acids)
Biological process (GO): defense response
Cellular component (GO): extracellular region
Molecular function (GO): cytokine receptor binding
Source: RefSeq, a predicted model, not a curated record
UGCUCAUCAGAACCACAACAACCACCAGCCAGAGGGAGAACCAGAUCAACAAAGACCAGAACCUGCAGGACGCCCAGCAGACACACAGUUAUAUCUCACCUGAGGCAUCAGGCUCACACAGCACAUCUCAGUCCAGCUCAGACCAGACGAGGAACGGGACCAGGACCAGAACCAGAACCAGAACCAGGACCAAGAUCACCUGAAGAACCAGAACUAGGACCCGCUUCAGGACCUGAAGUAACAGAACAACCUGAAGAACCACCUGAAAGACCAGGACCUGCUGAAGAUCACCUGAAACAAAAUCCAUCAGAACCAGAACCAUGACACUCUCUUCAGUCCUCCUCGUCCUCCUGCAGGUCUGCAGCCUCCAGCUGAUGGUGGCUGCCAUGCCGAAGUGUCAGCUGCAGGGAGACCUGGUCAUGUCGACCCACCACCUGCUCAGAGACCUGGGGGAGGAGUUUCCUGUCCACUGCCGGGUGCUCAAUACCAACAUCUCCUUCCCAGACUCCGCCUUCCCUGCUAAGACAACCAAUCACCCUCAGUGCCGCCAAGCAUUAUGGGUGGUGUAUGAGUCUCUGCGGGAAGCGGGACAGAUUUUCGGGGAUCAUGAGUUGCCUGUCGGAGAGGGAGGAGUCACCUGGGACAAUGCGAAACUCGAAGACUUCCAAAACCUGCAGUUCCGACUGCUGGAGGAGGGAAGCUGUUUGUCCAGAGUCAGUGGUUCAGGUGUUUUAUCUUCAUACUUCAGUAAUGUGACAGCAGUUCUGCAGCAGCAGGAGAGCGCUGCCUGUGGUUGGAUGGCUCUAAGGAGAGAUCUGCUCAGGGUCCUGGCGACCGGCCUGCAGAAACACUGCACUUGUUUCACCUGGAGAGACGGCCACAAAUGCCGAGACCACGCCCAGUGAUUCCUGAGACCACCAUCAGUAUUGCCUGAGACCACGCCCAGUAUUGCCUGAGACCACGCCCAGUAUUGCCUGAGACCACGCCCAGUAUUGCACGAGACCACGCCAACUGUUACACGAGACCACACCCAGUGAUGGCCAUUCAUCAUGCUGAUUGACCUUAAUAUUUAUUUAUUUAUUGACCUAUUUAUUGACCUAUUUAUCUAUUUAUUAAGACCAUUUUUGAUAUUUUUAUACUAUAUUUCAUAUAUUUAUAUUUUUAUAAAUUAUGUUUUACUGUAAUUCUGUUGUUCUGUGAUUAUAUUUUUGUUUCUGUUGUCUCACUGUUCAUUUUAAUAAAAUUAAAGCAUCAAGAAAA